UUCAGUUCUUGCAAGCUUGUAUUUUCAGGAGAGUGUACAUCAGUUUAAAUGUAAAAAGUGUUUUGACUUUUAAUAGAAGCAGAAAAUGCCAUUGUCUGAAUUUGUCAUUGCAUAAUACUCUGAAGCAAGUCUUGGGAGUCCUUACUGUGACUAGGAAAAAGUGGCUUUACUGGACAAUUUAGAGGUGGAAAAAAAAAUGAAGCUGUAUCUGGAAACACACCUUUGUCUUGCCAUCCACUGAGAGGACUCAGCACAGCAGUGAGCCUGCACAGCUGGGGUGGCAUGUUACAAUUUUUUGGACCUGGCUGCAGCUGAAAGCACCUGUUCCAAACACAUAGAAAGAUGUACAGAACUGUAGAUGCCUCGUGGCCCUGCUGAGUGGCAUCAGCCUCACUGGAGCAUUCUGUAAGUGAUUCAAGUGAUCCUGGUAGGCACCUCCAUGGAAAGGUGCAGACUGAUCCCUGAGGCUUUGGACAUCAGUGAGUUCAGCCCAGAGGCAGGCACCUGCCCGAGGGAGCACCGACAGUGCAGAAGGAACCAAGUACAAAAACUGUCUGGAGCCUGUCAUCUCUGGUCUUCACUACAAAUGUUCUUGCCUGCUGGCCAUGUGCACUCUAAACCUGCUGCAUUAUUAGGACAUCCUGAGAAAAUCUGAUCUGGUCUUUUAUGUUUUUGUGAGGGAAAAGUCGUACCUCAACGGAUAUCUCGCAGAAUGACACUUGCCACUUGCGGGACUAUGUGCUUGCAGUGUCCUGGGUCAAGGGCAGCUGAAAGGAGGGAGAACCACCGCAGAGGUGGUGUAGCUGUAGUCAGUGGCUUGUGUUCCAGGGAAAUUAGAGAUUCAAGUGAUCUGUUAGGGCCUGUGAAUAUUCUCCAUGCCUGUGAUUGAUGUGCUAGCACCCUGGGUUGUGGUAAUGCUGUGAAACAUUGCAGCUGUUGUCCCAUCUGUGCUGAAUUCCUGAAGUGUUUAAAAAUGAGUAAACCAGCCUGAAGAAAUAGGCAGGUGUAUUUUGUUAGCCCAGUAAGACUGAUGCUGAGCAGAGGUGGGAGGAUAGUAUUGGAUAGUGUUUGAAUGUGUUCUGUUUCGGAUUGCUUUGGUCUUCUUCAAUGUACUUUGGAAGUCUGAUGCAAAAAUGCCAGCAUUUGGUCUUUGUUUGCUUUUCGCUCAAAUUCUCACCUGUCAACGCUAUCCUAAAUUUGGAUUUUGAGUGGGACAGAAAUGCCAGUGAAGAAAGAAAUUCUGUCUGACCUUAAGCAUCUGUGUGUGUGCGUGCUUGUCUUAACGUACAUGUUUAAUUCUCAUAUUUUUGAAAUCCUUUUAACUAUGAAUUGCCAGGAAUUGUUUAUCUGAUGCUUAGAAUAAUAGCAAAGUUACUCUAAUUGUAAUUUCUUAGAAUUUUCUCUCUAAAAUGUUUGUAUAUUUUUGACCUCUGUCUUAAAGAAUUUACCCAGGUUUUGAACCUAGAUAUCUGUUGCUUGGAAAGAAGCCUGUCCUAUUUUCAGACAUCAGAAAGCAAGAUUGCAGAUGGCCAAAGAGAACUCAUCGAAUCCUACAGUGUAAAGAAGAGACACUUCAUUGGAAAUACGAGCAUGGAUGCCUGCCUCUCCUUCAUCAUGGCAAACCAUGGGAGAGUAAAACCCAAUGACAUUGUAUACGAUCCAUUUGUUGGAACAGGUGGCCUUCUGAUCUCCUCAGCACAUUUUGGGGCAUAUGUGUGUGGUACUGAUAUAGAUUACAACACAAUCCAUGGAUUAGGUAAGGCAAGCAGAAAAAACCAGAAAUGGAGAGGGCCAGAUGAAAAUAUCAGAGCUAAUCUCCGACAGUAUGGUUUAGAGAAAUACUACCUCGAUGCACUCGUUGCUGAUUUUUCAAGGCCAAUAUGGAGAAAAGGGAUGUUGUUUGAUGCAAUCAUUACAGACCCACCAUAUGGUAUCAGAGAAGCUCCUCGCAGAAUGGGAUCACAAAAGGAAGCAGUUAAAUCGGUUGAAGGAAGCGCAGAAAAUCACUUCUUCGUUUCAUCCAGUUACCAUCUAAGUGACAUCUUUUUUGACCUCUUGAAGUUUGGGGCAGAAUAUCUGGUGAUGGGAGGAAGAUUGGUUUACUGGCUGCCCAUAUACAGGCCUGAAUACACAGAAGAGAUCAUUCCCCGCCAUCCAUGCCUGAAACUUAUUAGCAACUGCGAGCAGCUGCUUUCCAGCCACACAUCAAGGCGUCUCAUAACCAUGGAAAAGGUGAAAGAAUUCAAGGAUCAAGAUGGGAACUCUUACUUGUUGGAUGGCCAGUAUAUGCCGUACAGGGGACACAAUUCUUUCCGUGAGAAGUAUUUCAGUGGUGUGACAAAGAGGAUUGCCAAGGAAGAAAAGGACAAUCAGAAGUAAAAUAUUAUAUAAACAGCUUAAAAAAUGAGAAAAGAAUGAAGACUGUGUUUCUUUGUAAGGACAUCUGGAUAUGAACAUUCAUUUGGAUGCUUCAGGAAAAUAAAUACUGCUUUUAAUUUUAAAACAAGAUAAAAUCCACAACCCAGGUUGGGAGCAGUUCUUUUUAAUUAGCUUUGUUUAUAGCAGAUUUUAUUGUACAAGUUUUUUGAGUCUUAUUUAAUUUAUAUUUGUACUUUCAAGUACUAAUGAUGAUUGACUAAAACCAUUAUUAUUGUUCUUUCACCAUUAACGUUUACAAGAAAGUAGUAGUAUUAUUUGGCUUCUUAAACUGUGAACAUCUGGCUGUUUUAAAAACACGUGGUGGUGAUCAGGGAUUGCUGAUUAAGAAGAUCAUUUUCAUUUGUUUUGGUUUUUUUUUGUAAAUGGUGUACAAUAAACCGAGGUUGGCAUGAG
Haemorhous mexicanus (house finch) is the source of this 2832-nucleotide messenger RNA. It is a transcript of the gene TRMT11, whose product is annotated as tRNA methyltransferase 11 homolog. Lineage: Eukaryota; Metazoa; Chordata; Aves; Passeriformes; Fringillidae. Gene Ontology annotation, biological process: methylation. Gene Ontology annotation, molecular function: nucleic acid binding. The record is from RefSeq and is a predicted model, not a curated record. Gene Ontology annotation, cellular component: cytoplasm. Bases 1591 to 2379 code for a protein of 262 amino acids. The transcript is spliced from 8 exons.